Messenger RNA from Rhodamnia argentea, 2139 nucleotides. Its product is annotated as protein trichome berefringence-like 7. Lineage: Eukaryota; Viridiplantae; Streptophyta; Magnoliopsida; Myrtales; Myrtaceae. The coding region runs from base 651 to 1886 and encodes 411 amino acids. Gene Ontology annotation, molecular function: O-acetyltransferase activity. Gene Ontology annotation, cellular component: Golgi apparatus. The transcript has 3 exons. The record is from RefSeq and is a predicted model, not a curated record.
GUGCCUGCUGACAAGGGAGCGCCCACCACGUGUUUGUCCAAUUGCGUACACGCCCCCACGCGAACAAACCGGCUUUCAUUUAUCUCACCGACAAGCUUAAUUAUGAGCCAACUGCUGUUAGACCCAGGUUUUCGUUUUCUGUCAAAGCAACACAUCGCCAAACCCUUCACCAGAAACGAAGUUUACUCCAACAAGAAAGGAGGAGGAAGCUUCCUACUACAGCUUCAGCCUCGGGGUGGAUUGCCCGGCGAGGCGAAUUUCCUUUUCGAUGAAGCUGUCGGCUUGAAGUUUUGCAUCUGGAGCAGAAAUUUCCCAUUUGGAUAGCUUGAGCAGCAAAUAAAUGUUGCUAUUUUCUUGGAUUCAGCUCGAUGAAUGGAAAUGGGUUCUUGAAAAUCCCAAGAUUUGUUGGGACUUUUGAAUGCUCAGAGGCUCACCUUGUUUUCGAAUUGUAAUUGUACCUUCUCUGAUCUGCUCUUGCUUAAAUGGGUUUCGUAGUUUUGGAGGGUACCUGCUGGUUUUAGUGCUGUGGGGAGGGAUGAUGACCGCUAUAUUCGUUAAUCCUACUUUGAGGCAAUAAUGACUAACGAUGGAAAUGGAAGUGGCGCACACACGGUUUGUGGGUGGAUUUUAGCAGGAAUUCAUUUGUCAAUAUGAGGCCUUUGUUCAAGAGGGGUGUGAGUUUUGCCCACCAAAUGGUCACAGAUCACUGUAAAGUCCGGGUCUUUGGUCCAUUCAGUGGAUUCACUGUGAUCGGUUCGUUGUUCGCUUUCCUUGUAGCAAUAACCUGUGCAUGUCUGUUUGUGUUACCCAUUUUUGAACCGGCCAUAUACACUUCUGAGAUUCCCAAACCUAGUGGUUCCAAUUUGAUGCGCACAUGCAAUGUGUUUGAAGGUAGUUGGAUCCCUGAAGAAAGUUACCCCCUAUACAAUGCCUCGCAAUGUCCAUUUGCUGAGCGUGGUUUUAAUUGCUUGGCUAAUGGCCGCAGAGAUAGAGGUUAUACAAAAUGGAGGUGGAAGCCCAGGCAUUGUGAUAUCCCCCAGUUUGAUGUUAGCGCAAUUCUAGAGUAUCUUCGUGGCAAGCGUGUUGUCUUUGUUGGUGAUUCAUUGAGCAGGACACAGUGGGAGUCUUUUAUAUGCAUGCUCAUGACAGGCGUGGAAGAUAAGAGGAGUGUAUAUGAAAUAUAUGGGAAUCAAAUCACUAAACAAGUCAGGUUUCUGAGCGUGGGGUUUAACUCUUAUAAUCUCAAGGUCGACUUCUAUCGGUCAGUAUUCUUGGCGCAGCCUGGUCCAGUGCCCAAGCAUGCACCGAAAAGGGUCAAAUUGACCAUUAGAUUGGACAAGUUGGAUGAUAUUAGCAAAGAGUGGAUUGAUUCUGAUUUUCUGAUCUUCAACUCAGGGCAUUGGUGGACACCUACGAAGCUCUUUGAGAUGGGUUGUUAUUUUCAGCUUGGUGGAUCCCUGAAGCUCGGGAUGCCAAUUGCGUCAGCCUUCAAAACUGCAUUAAACACUUGGGCAUCUUGGGUUGAGAGCAAUGUCAACCCCAAUCGGACAUCUGUGUUCUUCCGGACAUUUGAGUCUUCUCACUGGAGUGGUCGAAAUCGUAAUUCAUGCAAAGUUACUCGACGACCCUCCUCUAAAACCCAUGGGAGGGACAAGAGUUCAAUUUCAGACACAAUAAUGAAGGUUGCGAAGCAAAUGGCAUUUCCAGUACGCGUGCUUCAUGUUACUCCGAUGGGGGCAUUCAGGAGCGAUGCGCAUGUCGGUCCUUGGAGUAACAAUCCAUCGGUGCCCGAUUGCAGCCACUGGUGCCUACCUGGAGUUCCUGAUAUGUGGAACGAAAUCCUCUUCUCCUAUAUGCUGUCCAAGAAUGGUGAAAUCUUCCAAUGAGUAGCAACUGUUGCAACUUGGGUCUUAAACUCUGUUGGUCAUGAACUGUUUCCUUGUUUCCCAGAUUGAGAAUUCGAGGAACAUAGGAAGUAAUACUUGGUGUGAUGUUUGGAGUUGAUAGUGUGUGCUGUCUCACUGUUGGCUUAGGAACUAUGAUUCUUUCUGAGAUAGUGUUUCCUGUGGGUUCCUUUGUAUUGCUGAUGAGCAAGGAAAGGAGAUACUUUGCACAGAUUUAUAUGCAGUUGGACAUUAA